AGCUGCGGGGACUUUUUUUUUUCCACCGCUCGGUGCUGAGCGGACUAACAGACGCCCCUCCUGUCUGCCCAGGUCGGGUAAAAAAAAAAAAAGGCGCAUGUGUGUUAUUGCUGUGAUGUGAGUUGAGCCGCAUCCAGACGCACUGGCCGCCGCUGGCUGAGCCUCCCCCCAUCCCUCCAUCACCUCUCUCUCUCUCUCUCUCUCUCUCUCUCUCUCUCUCUCUCUCAUCUUGGUGGUGUUGUGCGCAAAAUCUCCAGCGCCGGACGGACGGACGCAGUUUGACGGUACAAGCGAGCGGCUCUGCGGGGGGAUAGCCAAGAAAGAAAAAAAAAAAAAGCCAUAACAGACAUGGAUAUUUAACAGGCAUUUGAUUUUUUUUUUAUCUCUUUGCUUUUUUUAAGAAAGAAAAAAAAAACCUCUGUGAUGUUGCUUUUGCCCCGGGGGUGUUAAUUAAACCUGCUCGAUGUCUCUCAUCAGUUUAUAACCGAAACAAAAUGAGGAUUUCUUCUCGCGACUGGUUUCUGUUGAUAUUCUCUGGCUUUUGGGGACUGACAAUGGGUGCUUUCCCGAGCAGCGUUCAGAUCGGCGGUCUGUUCAUCAGAAACACUGAUCAGGAGUACACUGCCUUUCGGUUGGCAAUCUUCCUGCACAACACCAGCCCGAACGCCUCGGAAGCCCCGUUCAACCUGGUGCCUCAUGUGGACAACAUCGAGACGGCCAACAGCUUCGCCGUCACCAACGCCUUCUGUUCCCAGUACUCCCGUGGUGUCUUCGCCAUCUUCGGCCUGUACGACAAGCGUUCGGUCCACACGUUGACAUCCUUCUGCAGUGCCCUGCACAUCUCCCUCAUCACACCCAGUUUCCCCACCGAGGGUGAGAGCCAGUUCACUCUGCAGCUUCGGCCGUCCAUCCGGGGGGCUCUGCUGUCCCUCCUCGACCACUACGACUGGAACAAGUUUGUCUUCCUGUAUGACACCGACCGAGGAUAUGCCAUCCUGCAGGCCAUCAUGGAGAAGGCAGGACAAAACAACUGGCAGGUCAGCGCCAUCUGCGUGGAGAACUUCAAUGACGCCAGUUACAGACGACUGCUAGAGGAUCUGGAACGGAGACAGGAGAAGAAGUUUGUGAUCGACCUCGAGGCGGAGAGACUGCAGAACAUGCUGGAACAGAUUGUCAGUGUCGGGAAACAUGUCAAAGGCUACCAUUACAUCAUGGCCAACCUGGGUUUUAAGGACAUCAACCUGGAGCGCUUCAUGCAUGGUGGAGCCAACGUUACAGGCUUCCAGCUGGUCGACUUCAGCAACCCCAUGGUCAUCAAACUGAUGCAGCGCUGGAACAAGCUGGAUCAGAGGGAGUACCCAGGAUCGGACGCUCCACCUAAGUAUACCUCAGCGCUGACAUACGACGGGGUGAUGGUGAUGGCCGAGGCCUUCAGGAACCUGCGCAGGCAAAAGGUGGACAUUUCAAGACGGGGGAACGCUGGCGACUGUCUCGCCAAUCCUGCCGCCCCGUGGAACCAGGGCAUCGACAUGGAACGAACUCUCAAACAGGUCCAGUUGCAGGGAUUAACAGGUAAUGUCCAGUUUGACCACUAUGGCCGCAGGGUCAACUACACAAUGGACGUGUUUGAACUGAAGAAUAAUGGACCCAGACGGAUCGGAUACUGGAACGACGCAGACAAACUGGUGCUGAUCCAGGACUCUCCUCUGCUUCCAAAUGACACUUCUGGCAUGGAGAACCGCACUGUUGUAGUUACUACCAUCAUGCCCCUGAUGAGGAACCCCAUUUUAAGAAACUGAGCCCACAGUUGGACGCAAGCAGGAUUUGAAAGCCCUUAAUGGCAGAGUGAUGGACACAACAACACGAGCCAAAAUGAAGCCCUAAAGACUCUGGGCGAGAGGAGAGACACGGCACCUAUGUUAAUGGACACCCUGUUCAGAAAACUGAACAAGAAAUGGAGCCACUCGAGAGGAAAAUGAAAUGAAAAUGGAGGGAAAAAGACACUGUCUCUUUUAAGGACGGUGCUUGUGGAUGGACACCCAUUGAGACUAAAAAUGGGUCCCCAGCUCUUGACAGCACAGUGUCUGUUUACUAGCAUAAACAGGCUCCAGCUACACCUGUUUGUGUGUGUUAGACUCAUACAUUGUCAUGCCCGUUGUGUUUGUGUGGCCAGUCACAGCUUGAAACCCAUCCUGGUUUGAAUUUGUAAUUUUUUGCAAAGAUUUAUGGAGCCGAGAACUAUAAAGUGAGGCGUUACCACAAUGUGAAUAUACAUUAUGUCUAACUGAAUUCCUGCUUGCUGUAAAUCUGUCACUUUGUCCGACUACCUGCUCUACCGUAGAGUAUAUUACACACUCAGAGGGCUCCCUGUAAGCUUUAAAACAGCUUAGAAAGACUAAUGCUCUCAUAAUCAUCCCAGUUCAUAUCCAUAAUGCUUUUAUGCAGCAUGAUAUUAUAGUUACAUUGUGACGGCUGCCUUUCACUCCCACUUUUAAUGUUUGUAAGGGUGAUGUUUGUGUAGCAUAAACUUAAUGAAGUGUUAUAUUACAUUGAGGCUGCUCUGUGUCUUUUAAGGAGCAUUGAUAAAGGAGCAGUUCAACAUAACAAGAAAGUUGGUGGUGCCUGCACAGCAUUGAAAACGGUAUCAAUUCAAGAAAUGUAUUAUCCCGGGAUAAACCUCCUUGAGAUGUAUCAUCUCGUUUACAUGAGGGGGUCCUAAACAAUCACUUUCACAAAUACAAGACACAAAUAAACAACAAAGAAAAGAAAAGGAGAUUUUGUCAUGCGACAGUAGAAUAAAGUAAAUAUCAGCUCCUUUCCACUGCUGAAAGUUAACGAAACAUACCGCGGGGCUUCUCUUAACUUGGACUUUAAAGAACCCUGUGAGGCUUUUACACCAGAGAACAAAAUCAAAAGAAUUAGGAAUGAUAUUGUUCUUGAUUUUCCUUCACUUUUGUGUGUUUGUGUGAUGCGUUCAGACAGAGAAUCCAGGCCACAGCCAGGGCUCAGCCAGGACCAGGACAGUGUGUUUGUGUUGCCUUUACUACUCGGUUAUGUGUUGUAUCCUCAAUUCUGCCAGAUAUUCAGUUUGUUGUUGUCCUCCUUGUUUUGAUGUGACGACACACAAGUGUUCAGGCCAAGAGACCCAAACUCUACCCAUACCAGACACGACCUUAUCCGAGGCUUUAUGUUUGAUAUUUCUUUUUUGUGCUUACUUUCUCACAAAUAAAAACCUAAUCUGAUAAUUAGGUUAUAAUUAAGGUUAAAAGCAGAACAGAUUUUCAAUGGGAUGUGUCUGAAGGGGGGCUAGUAGUCAGAUAGUAGCUACUGCUGCUUGCUAGCUCUUUGAAAACAUUGCAUGGCUUACAGCUGCUACUGGAUAAGAUAAGAAAGUGUUUCAGAACGCUAAAUCUCUUUCUUUAGGUCUGUUUAAUUUUACUUCUGCACAUCUACACCCAUGUCAUGAUCUGCUAUGUCUGGUGGAUUUCAUUUAUAGCGUACAAUUAUUUUUCUUUGACUUUAACUUUGACAUCAAUAGACCUCUAUGAUGUCUCAGGACAUAGCCGCCUGAAGGUUGGUGCAUUAACAGUGAAGUUCCCAGACAAGGACAAAGUUUGAUUGUCAUCUUACUGGCAGAAUGAGGCUGAAAGCUUUUGAUGAAGUGUGUCUUGGAUCUAAACUCCUUCUUUGCACUUUAAACCUGGCGCGCUAUCAAUCUAGCAGAGGGCAAAAAGUACAGAGAGGGUGCUGCUUUAAUUAUGUUUCUGUUUAAUGCUUGUUCAAGGAAUUUUGAAGGAGGACGACACGUCGAGACUGUUUUAAAGUCCCUCCUGACGAUGCAGCUACAGCUGUUUUAGGGACACAUUGGGCCUCAUGCAAGAGCCUGUCAUAAAUAAAUAAAUUUGCUCUUAAGGGGCCCGUAGAAAUGAUUUAAGAGAAUUUGCCACAAUCACAGUUUCUUACUUUAAGCACAAAUAAAAAUAUUUUACAAAAAGUCCACAGAGGAGGGAAAACAUAAGAACAUAAUUACAAGCGGAAACCUCCAUGGCUGUGACAUGAAGUCAACGCACAAGUGCCAAAACUGCAGUUC
This is a messenger RNA of Larimichthys crocea (large yellow croaker), 4090 nucleotides long. RefSeq names its product glutamate receptor, ionotropic, AMPA 4b (gene gria4b). NCBI's taxonomy places the organism in Eukaryota, Metazoa, Chordata, Actinopteri, Sciaenidae. Gene Ontology annotation, molecular function: signaling receptor activity; ligand-gated monoatomic ion channel activity. Gene Ontology annotation, cellular component: membrane. Gene Ontology annotation, biological process: monoatomic ion transport. The record is from RefSeq and is a predicted model, not a curated record. The transcript is spliced from 10 exons. The coding region runs from base 495 to 1799 and encodes 434 amino acids.